ACAAUUUAAGACUUUGUCUGGGUUCGACUUUCAAAAGUCCUUCUAUCGACCCGAGUUCUUUGACCAAAUCGAUCAUCUUUCAACGAAUAGUUCUGUCUUCAAACAAAAGGUACUGUCUUGUAUUAAAAGAUUGGAUUUUAGCUCUAUGUAAGAAAAUUUUCGUCUUUUUGGUUUUGGUGGAAAAAUUUUGAACAUCUUCGCUCAAAAAUUCUCUAUAUUUGUUAAAUGGAAUCGAUGACGAAGAGAUUGAAGCAAUAUCUGAGAUAUGGGACCGUGAAAAAGAAGGAAAGAAGCAUGAAGAAGAAGGAGAGAUGGUUCUUGGAGAACGGAAGCGUCUUCUUGAAAGAGCUCAUCGCUGGUUGUAAUGGUAAAUCCAUUCCUAUACGCAGCUUUACUUCUUCCGAUAUCUUGAAAGCCACCAGUAAUUUCGAUUCCAGUUGUUUUGUCGCUCAAGAAGGGUUCUACAUAUGGUACAGAGGUGUAAUCGAAGAUAGAUCUUACAUGAUCAAGAGAUUCUCCGAGUAUAAAGUUACUGAUUACAGAGUUGGGGAGGUUUAUAAAGACAUUGUCCUGUCUGCUCGGAUGAGCAACCACAACAAUUUUCUUAAACUAUUAGGAUGUUGUCUUGAGUUCCCUUUUCCGGUUCUUGUGUUUGAAUAUGCUGAAUAUGGAGUUUUGAAUCACAGAGGAGGUGUUAUGAUUAACGGGGAGGAAUCUUUAUUGCCUUUGAGUUUAAGGUUGAAGAUUGGGAAGGAGAUUGCAAAUGCCUUGGCUUAUCUUCACAUGGCGUUUCCUAAGAUCAUCAUUUAUAGAGAUGUUAAGCCAAUGCAUGUUUUCUUAGACGAGAACUGGACUGCAAAGUUGUCUGAUCUAUCUUUCUCAAUAUCGCUUGACGAGGGAAAGUCACAGAUAGAAGCUGAAGACGUGCUUGGUACAUAUGGGUACCUUGAUCCAUUGUACUUUGCAACUAGACUUGUGACAGAAUAUACCGAUGUGUACAGCUUUGGAGUCUUUUUGAUGGUUAUUAUGACUGGCAGAUCGGUUUACUUCACCGGAUCUGAUGGGUACAUUGUAAGUAUUCGUGGAUAUGUAAAAGGCUUAUAUGAGAAUGGGAAGCUCAGUGAAGUCAUAUGUCCUAUGAUGAUGAAAGACAUUACAAGUGCUCAAAGAGUACAGGUGGAAGCUUGUGUUUUACUUGCUCUGAGAUGCUGUGAGGAGAGGGAUGAAGACAGACCGAAGAUGAUUCAGGUAGCUAAAGAAUUCAAACGGAUUGAGACAUCAAUUUGAGAUCAUAGCUAGAGAUCAUUUCUGCUCUUAGAUUGUAUAGCCAAGUUUCAGAAUCAUUACUUUCUAAAGUUUUGAAAGCAUAUGAUUACAGACCUGAAGAAUGCAAAAAGCUUAAGGGGUUAG
Camelina sativa (false flax) is the source of this 1410-nucleotide messenger RNA. The record is from RefSeq and is a predicted model, not a curated record. Lineage: Eukaryota; Viridiplantae; Streptophyta; Magnoliopsida; Brassicales; Brassicaceae.